Caenorhabditis sp. 36 PRJEB53466 is the source of this 1373-nucleotide messenger RNA. Lineage: Eukaryota; Metazoa; Nematoda; Chromadorea; Rhabditida; Rhabditidae. The record is from the annotation of a GenBank genome assembly.
AUGGACUCCAUCAUCCGUUCUCUUCUUUAUUCAACUACGAUGAGUUACAAGAGCAUGGAGUCGUCCUCUUCGACCGUCUCAUUUGCCGUCAUCCUGUCCGGAUGCGCCUUCCUCAUCAUGGUCACUGCCACUCCGAUCCUCUUCAUUACCAUGGGAGACAUGGCUGCUCAACUAGAAGCUGCGAAGUCGGGGUUCGAGGAAACAUCUAACGUUCUGUGGAAGGAGCUGGUCAACAAUGAAAACCACCGAAGAGUUGUCAGGCAAACUUGUGAGUUCUUUUCACUUUCUUUCACUUUCUUUCAAAUCAAUCAUUUUCUUAUUACAGACAAGGAAGCCGGAACCGGAGGAGGUGGUUCUCCAGCUGAUGGUGCUCCAGAAGGAUCCGGAGGAGUUGUGGUUGACAAUUCUUGCCCACCUGGACCAAAGGGAGAGCCAGGAACUCCGGGUGAACCAGGAACUGACGGAACUAACGGAACACCAGGAAAGGACGGAACUGAUGGAAGUAACGAGCAGCCAGGAUAUGCCACCGGAGACACUUGCACUCCUUGCCCAGCUGGGCCGCCAGGAGUCGCUGGAUACAAGGGAAAACGUGGACCUCGCGGAGAAAAGGGAGACAAGGGAGCUCCAGGAAACUCGGGACGUGAUGGUGCUCCAGGAGACGACGGACCAGAGGGAGAUCACGGACAUCCAGGACCGAUGGGACCAGCAGGAGAGAAGGGAUCGGCCGGAGAGGACGGAAAGGGAUUCGCCAAGGGAGCGCCGGGACCAAAGGGACCAGCUGGAAUGAACGGACUUCCAGGAGACGAAGGACUUCCAGGAGAGCGUGGAGAGGACGGAACUGGCGGAGGACAAGGAGAGGCAGGGCCACAAGGACCACAAGGAGAGAAAGGAGCCGAUGGAUUCCCAGGACUGCCAGGAACGGCUGGUUCUUCCGGAGAAGACGCCGCUUACUGCCCAUGUCCAUCAAGAAAGGGAGGAGACGCAGGAGUCGGCGGUGGAAAUGAUUAUGCAUCUCCAACCGCUACUGAAUUCGAGGGAUCUCCAACUGUAAGUACUCCGUAAGACUAGAAUUGCGCAUAACAAGUGUUCUUUUUUUUCAGGGAGAAUCUGCACCAUCAUCCGCCGAAGAGAGCCCAGCUGACGUUGCCGCAGGAGCUGCCGGAGAAGGAAGUCCUGCUGAAGGAGCAUCUGGAGAAGGUGCUCCAACAGGAGAAGGAGCACCCGCCGAAGGAACUUAUGCUGGAAAAGAAGGUCCAUCCGGUGCAUCGGCCGGGGAAGGAGGUCCAGCUGGAGACACCAACUACCCGACGAAGAACAGAGCCAGAUUCAGUGCUCGCCAGCGUGCUGCUUCUCGUAUCCGCAGAACGUUCUAA